UAAGAAGAAAAUAAAUCAUCAUUCACUAUGAAUCCCAAAACAUACGUGUACUGGCGGCUCUUCGGCCACACGAUCGGCUUGGCACUCCACUCUGGGAACAAUAUUGCAAUGCACUUGGCGAUGCAGGGCGAUGUCUUGAAGGACCCAGAGUUAAGGACACUUAAAGCGACUCAAUUGAAAUAUAUUACAAUUUGGAAUGUAGCCUUCCAAACACUCUUUCUCCUUCUGAGCCUAGCGUGUGACAUAUCGUUCCUGUUAAAAGGAAAAAAUGAAAACAAAUAUAUAUCAUACGUAAGGAGCUAUAAAGAUAUAUUUUUCUCGAAUGUCGUGUGGCCUUUAAGUGUGACGAUAUGCGCAGUAUUCUGGCCAGUAUUCAUAAUCGACAGGGAAUUAAUAUUCCCUGUAUAUAUCGAUAAAGCUUUGAGUUUACUAUCAAAUCAUAUUAUGCACACGGCGAUAGUGCCCAUAGUGCUCUGGGAAUUAUGCUUCCAGCCUAGAAGCAGACCGAACUCUCACAGGUGGUUGGUCCUUCAUGCGACCAUACUUUCCUCGACAUAUUUGUAUGUGUUGUUAGAGAAUUACGCUGCACAUGGAAGAUGGCCAUAUCCAGUACUUAAGAAACUAUACGGAACCCCCUAUUUUAUUUUAUUUUACAUUACCGUUAUUGCCAUCUACAUACUGAUGUACUUCAUUCAAUGGAGUCUAACUGAUUUUAUAUUUAAAAAACCUAUUAAAUUACAUAAGAAAUAGUGACGUCACUGUAUUUUAUUUCGAUUUAUUUUUAUAAACUUUAAAU
Vanessa atalanta (red admiral) is the source of this 796-nucleotide messenger RNA. Its product is annotated as androgen-dependent TFPI-regulating protein-like. The record is from RefSeq and is a predicted model, not a curated record. The coding region runs from base 28 to 750 and encodes 240 amino acids. The transcript has 5 exons. Lineage: Eukaryota; Metazoa; Arthropoda; Insecta; Lepidoptera; Nymphalidae. Gene Ontology annotation, cellular component: membrane; endomembrane system.